Manduca sexta (tobacco hornworm) is the source of this 654-nucleotide messenger RNA. RefSeq lists its product as uncharacterized. The record is from RefSeq and is a predicted model, not a curated record. The transcript has a single exon. Bases 1 to 654 code for a protein of 217 amino acids. NCBI's taxonomy places the organism in Eukaryota, Metazoa, Arthropoda, Insecta, Lepidoptera, Sphingidae.
AUGAAAGGAAGAAGGCAACACCCAAGCCGAAUCCCCAAAAGGGAAGAAAGAAGGACAUGCCAGCACAACUCGCUUUGGAGCCCCGUCCGCUGCCGCCGGCCCCUGCGUCCAUGGACACGGCCUGGACAGAAGUUGUUAGCAGGAAGAAGAAAGCGAAGACCGGUGCACCAAAACCACCGCGGCAAGCAUCGAAGCGCCCCGAAACUCCGGCCGCCGAAGUCAGCUGCAGUAGUCAUAUCGCUGACACCGGCGGCCGUCGAGAAGGGGCUGACAUACGCUGAAGUACUGACAGACGCUCAGCGGCGAGUGGACCUCUCUGGCCUACAAAUUGAUAGGCUCAGGCCGAAGUAUGCAGCCACGGGCGCCAUGCUCUACGAGGUGCCCGGGGCUGAUUCUGAGCAGAAGGCUGAUUCCUUCGCCGCAAGGCUCAGGGAGUGCUUUGGGGACUCGGACGUAGUUGUAACCCGGCCCACCAAGUGCUCCGAAUUGCGAAUUUCAGGACUAGAUUUCGCGGCCACCUCCGAGUCAGUAAAGGCGGCCUUAUGCAGUGCCGGCGGGUGUGCUGCAGAGGCGGUCAAGGUGGGGGAAGUCCGACCCGAUAGAUCUGGGAUGGGCGCCGUUUGGGCCAAGGUGCCCACCAAAGCAGCCCAAUAA